AUGCGCUCUGCAGUAACCCCGCUGCGACGCUCCGGCAAACUAACAGUUCAAGAGCGUGCUCCAUUAGAGCACCCCACUCCCCCCCGCCCGUCGUGCACGGCUACCACCACAAGUCUGCAGGAGGUUUUAGAUGAACAUAGGCUCAGUCUGAGGAGGAGAUGUGAACGUGUGACUGAAGGAACUGGUGAAAGUGAAACCCUCCUCAACAGGAUCUUCACUGAGCUCUACAUCACACAAGGCCAGAGUGAAGAGGUUAAUACCCAACAUGAGGUGAGGCAGCUGGAGACAGCUUCCAAGAAAAAUGCCCUCCAUUACUCUCCAAUCAAGUGCCAGGACAUCUUUAAAGCCUCACCUGACCAACAGACUCUCAUCAGAGCGGUCCUGACCAACGGAGUCGCUGGAGUUGGAAAAACCUUCUCAGUGCAGAAGUUCACUCUGGACUGGGCCGAGGGUUUGGAAAACCAAGAUGUCAGUCUGGUGAUCCCGCUCUCCUUCAGGGAGCUGAACCUGAUCAAAGGUGAGCAGUACAGUCUUCUCAGGCUGCUCCAUGUUUUCCAUCCAACCUUACAGAAGGUCACAGCAGAGCAGCUGGCUGUCUGCAAAGUGCUGCUCAUCUUUGACGGCCUGGAUGAAAGCAGACUUUCUCUGGACUUCAGAAACAAUGAGGUUGUGUCUGAUGUCUCUCAGCAGUCCUCAGUCAACGUGCUGCUGACAAACCUCAUCAGGGGGAAGCUGCUUCCCUCGGCUCUCGUCUGGAUAACUUCCAGACCUGCAGCGGCCAAUCAGAUCCCUCCUGAGUGUGUGGACAGGGUAACAGAAGUACGAGGCUUCACUGACGCCCAGAAGGAGGAGUACUUCAGGAGGAGAUCGAGUGAUGAAGAUCAGUCCAGCAGAAUCAUCUCUCACAUCAAGAGCUCCAGGAGCCUCCACAUCAUGUGCAUGAUCCCAGUCUUCUGCUGGAUCACUGCUGCAGUUCUGGACCACAUGUGGACUACAGACCAGAGAGGAGAGCUGCCCAAGACCCUCACUGACAUGUACUCACACUUCCUGCUGGUCCAGACCAAGAGGAAGAAGCAGAAGUAUGAAGAGGGACAUGAGACGAGUCCACAGCAGCUGACGGAGGCUGACAGGGAGCUUCUUCUGAAGCUGGGGAGGCUGGCGUUUGAACAUCUGGAGAAAGGACACAUCAUGUUCUACCAAGAAGACCUGCAGCGCUGUGGUCUUGGUGUCACCGAGGCCUUGGUGCACUCAGGAGUUUGUACAGAGAUCUUCAAACGAGAGAGAGUUAUCUUCAAGAAAACAGUCUACUGCUUUGUUCAUCUGAGCAUUCAGGAGUUUCUGGCUGCAGUCUACAUGUUGCACUGUUACACCAACAGAGACACAGAGGUACUGAAGGACUUCCUGCAGAGAGACUGGGACGAUGGCAACAGUGAUAGCAGUGAUCAGGAUCACCCAUCCCUGCAGAGUGACUAUAACAACAUGUUUAACAGUGAUCAGGAGUACCCAUCCCUGGAUGUCUUCCUAAAGAGAGCCAUGAUGAAAUCACUCAGAAGUAAAAAUGGCCACCUGGACCUGUUUGUCCGCUUCCUCCACGGCCUCUUUCUGGAGUCCAACCAGAGACUCUUAGGAGGCCUGCUGGGUCGCACAGACAACAGACCAGAAAUCAUCCAGAGAUCCAUCAGCAACCUGAAGAAGAUGAGAAGUGAUGAAGUCUAUCCUCACAGGAGCAUCAACAUCCUCCACUGUCUGACAGAGAUGAAGGACCACUCAGUACAUCAGGAGAUCACAGAGUUCCUGAAGUCAGAGAACAGAUCAGAGAAGAGACUCUCUGUGAAACGCUGCAGAGCUCUGGCCUACAGGCUGCAGAUGUCAGAGGAGGUUCUGGAUGAGUUGGACCUGGAGAAGUCCAAAACAUCAGAGGAGGGACGACGGAGACUGAUUCCAGCUGUGAGGAACUGCAGGAAGGCUGUAAUUCCUGACAGUGGAUUCUUAGACUGGGAAGUCGUGGCCUCAGCUCUGAAGUCCGACCCCUCCGAUCUGAGAGAGCUGAAGCUGGGAGUAUAUCUGCAGGAUUCAGAGGUGGAGCAGCUGAGUUCUGGACUAAAGAGUCCAAACUGUAGACUGAAGACUCUGAGACUGAGUGGCUGCAGUUUGUCAGAGAUCAGCUGUUCUGCUCUGAUCUCAGCUCUGAAGUCCAACAUCCAUCUGAGACAUCUGGACCUGAGUCUCAACGAUCUGAAGGAUUCAGGAGUGGAGCUGCUGAGAGAUCUUCUGGAGAGUCCAGACUGCAGACUGGAGACUCUCAGACUGAGGCGCUGCAGUUUGUCAGAGAUCAGCUGUUCUGCUCUGGCCUCAGCUCUGAAGUCCAACAUCCAUCUGAGAGAUCUGGACCUGAGUGGCAACGAUCUGAAGGAUUCAGGAGUGGAGCUGCUGAGAGAUCUUCCGGAGAGCCCAGACUGCAGACUGGAGACUCUCAGGUCAGUAAGGGGUCGACUCAGUCUCUGCUGGUUCAGCAGGAUUGUAUUGAACACAGGGAGGUGGAUGUGUUCCUCUCACUGGGGAAUCUCUCCAGUUCCACCUUCCAGGCAUCCCUACAGGAUCAGAUAUCAUGAGACGAUCAGAUCCACGAUCCAGAAGACCUGUGACUCCGAUGUGGAACAGGAAGUGAAGACAGACACAAAGGCUCCUGAAUCCUUCUCACCCGAACACACACCUGAGUCUUCAUACAGGUUCAGGUGUCCUGGUCCAGGUGAGUUCCAGUGUGCUUCGACUGGCCUGGUGUUCGUCAUGGCUCAGGAGGCGGAGCUUCUGUACAGGACGGUCCCUUGGGAUGAGAAUCUCCUCCAAUCAGCUGGCAAGCAGGCAGCAGGGCCGCUGUUCGACGUGAAGAGUUCUAAUGAAGCUGCCGUCUGCCAGCUCCACCUGCCGCACAGUGAGACAGAGGAUGCGCUGCUCCUGGACGGCCUGUUGUCUGUCGUCCACAUCACUGAUGAAGGCCUGAGCAUCUUGGAGCCGCUGGAAGUCACACCCACUCACGUGGUGGUGAAGGUGCUUCACCUCUCUUCCUUUGGCCUGAUCCUUAACAUCAAUACAAUGAAAAGGCUUCUAAAGUGGCGAAUAAAGGGCCAAAUUCUGCUGUUCCUUCAACCCCCGGGCAGAGUGGAACAAAUACUGGAUGUACAUCUGCUGCAGAACAACGUCCUUGAGGAGGAGGUUGUUCAAAAACACAGACGUGCUGUGAACAUCCCAAUCUCCUCCGACUGUGAGCUGGACAUUGAUCACAGUUACAGUGUGCACUGUGAACCUGAGGGCUUCUUCAUACAGCCUGAGAGUAAAACAUUUGAUUCCAGGUUUGGACCAAACUACCACCCGACAUUUCAAGUUACCCUGACGACGAGCACAGAGAGAGUGGCUUUGAAGGUCCAGGACCAAGGUGGAAAUGUAGUCUGGAGUUAUCGCGUGUCACUGGAAGUUCCAAGGAAGGAAUUGUCCCAGAGGAAUGUCCUAGCAUGGAGCAGAGUCCGAGAAGACCAGAGGCUGUUCUCAGUUCGGACAGAGUUCAAAGAAAGAGUGUCUCCACCUCUCCUGAAGGACCUUCUGGAUAAACUCCUUGAGUCUGGAGUUAUCAGUGAAUCUGAAAUGGAGUCAGCCAGAACCAAAUCCCGAAAUGACGGAGCACUUGAGGUGCUGGACGUGGUGCGAAAAAAAGGAGCUGCAGCCAGCAGGGUUCUGAUCAAUGCUCUCCGUGAGCUGGACCCGUAUCUUUACGAAGAGCUCAACUUGAGCUGAGGCAAAACCUUGUGGAGUGUGUGUGACAGUUGAAGUCUAGUCCUCUGUUUUGAUACCUGUACAUUUUCCCCCUUGUCCUUGAAGGUAACACAGAUUCUGAGCGAAGGCCACUUUCCUUCUCUCUUUUCUCCUGGACUCCCUCCUGAGAGCAGCUACCCGUAUUGGCCUUCCUUUGGUAUUAUCUUGAGUUUUUUUUCAAGUACAUGCUUACUUUAUUACAUAAAAUACUUGAAUUUACCAGCA
Molecule: messenger RNA, 4032 nt
Organism: Trematomus bernacchii (emerald rockcod)
Lineage: Eukaryota; Metazoa; Chordata; Actinopteri; Perciformes; Nototheniidae
Product: NLR family CARD domain-containing protein 3-like
Exons: 13
Coding region: 1-3789 (1262 amino acids)
Biological process (GO): regulation of apoptotic process
Molecular function (GO): protein binding
Source: RefSeq, a predicted model, not a curated record